AUGGCCUAUCAACAGCAACCGAAUCUUCAGAAUAUUUUUGCUUCUGUCGAUAAAGACAGAUCAGGCCAAAUUAGUGUGAAUGAGCUCCAGCUAGCCCUUUCUAAUGGAACUUGGAACCCAUUCAACCCUGAAACUUGUCGGCUUAUGAUUGGAAUGUUUGAUUCAAAUGGAGAUGGUGCCAUAAAUUUUCAGGAGUUCCAAGCUCUUUGGCAGUAUAUCAAUGAUUGGACUAGAUGCUUUAGGGGAUUUGAUACUGACCAAAGUGGUAAUAUCGACAGGAAUGAACUUAGAAACGCUCUCACUCAAUUUGGAUAUCGUUUGUCUGAACAGUUUUACAACAUUUUAAUGAACAAGUUCGAUCGAACUCAUUCAGGACAAAUUAACUUUGAUGACUUCAUCCAGCUGUGUGUCGUUCUCCAAACGUUAACCGCUGCCUUCAGAGACAAAGAUUCAGACCGAGAUGGAGUUAUCACCAUUCAAUAUGAAGAAUUUUUAACAAUGGUGUUUAGUUUAAGAAUGUAG
Molecule: messenger RNA, 522 nt
Organism: Auanema sp. JU1783
Lineage: Eukaryota; Metazoa; Nematoda; Chromadorea; Rhabditida; Rhabditidae
Source: the annotation of a GenBank genome assembly